This is a messenger RNA of Astrephomene gubernaculifera, 4063 nucleotides long. Lineage: Eukaryota; Viridiplantae; Chlorophyta; Chlorophyceae; Chlamydomonadales; Astrephomenaceae. The record is from the annotation of a GenBank genome assembly.
AUUUCUUCGUGGGUUGACAAGCUGUGAGGUUAAUUUGUCAGCCCCGUACGUCACCGGUGCUCGUUUGGGCAAAGCCAAUGUGAGCGGCUCAUCGCCAUGCUGAGAAGCAUGGGCCCUUGCUUUCUUUUUGUCGUAGCACAUGCUUUCGUGUGCGGCAAUCAGUCCAGCACCUGCAAACUUAUUGGACUCGAGCAACACAUCGACUGACAUACAGGCUUUCCGGACAGUCACGCAUGUCUGUUAAAUUAUGGCGCGUGGACGUCGCCUAGUUGGAUUGCUGCGGAACACUAGAUGCUCUGCCGCCUUCGCUGCCACAACGCAUCGGCGUUGCGCCUCGACUUUCACACCCCCUGACAUAGGAGCAUCAGGGCGAGACUCGCAUGCACGGCAAAGCUCAUCGGAGCCACAGAUCCCUGCGACAGCAGCAGCAACAGCACAGGAACAUCCCCAUGCCCUUUCAGCAAUUGCAGCGGGUCGCUUGCCGAUUGGAGUACCAGCAUACAUUGUCUGGGGAGCAAACACGAACGUGGGCAAGACGCUGGUUAGCGUAGGCCUAGCGCACGCAGCUGUGGCCAACAAGGUUCCUCUAUCCUACGUGAAGCCCGUGCAAACCGGUUUCCCUGCUGACUCAGAUGCACGGCUCGUGGCGCUGGCGUGUGGGGGCAGCCCCAAAACUGGCACCCAUGCGGCGGAGACAGCGGCACUCCGCUCAACAGCAGCAGCACCACCACCACCAGAGGCGCCAGCAAGUAAUGCAACACCCGCAACACACGGUAUUAAUGACAGCAGUGGCAGUAGCAGUACGGCAGCACACGUGACCCGAUGUACGACACUCUUUGCAUGGCAGCAUGCGGUCAGUGCACAUCUGGCGGCUCGCCUGGAAGGCCGAACUGUGGGGGACGAUCAGCUCGUGGCCACCACUGCAGUACACGUACGGCAGGUCAUGGAGGAGAUCAUGACCCGUACAACAGCUGCCAUUGGAGGUGCUGCUGCUACUGCUGCCGCCGCUGCUACUGCAAGCGAAGGAAGCUGCACAACCCCUGUCGCCCGCAGCACUGCUACUGCCAGUGACAGCAGCAGUGGUGGCGGCAGUAGCAGAAGCGGUGGUAUGGUGCUGGUGGAGACGGCCGGAGGAGUGACGAGUCCUGCGCCGUCGGGGCGGCUCAUGUGCGAUGUACUGCGGCCCUUGAGGCUGCCUUCCAUCCUGGUCGGCGACCCGCGCCUCGGCGGCAUCGCCGCCACGCUGUCGGCGUACGACAGCCUGGUCUCCCGUGGCUGGGACGUGGAGGCUGUCGUACUCGUCGGGCAGGACAGUGUACGGCAAGCAGCUGACGACGCCAACGGCACUGUCGUACCGCUAGACAACCUUUCCUUCCUUCGAGAGUACCUCAGCGGUACUGCAACUGCCGUACACCGCAUGGGCUCCCCGCCGCCGCUGGUGGUGGGCGUGCCGGCCUGUCCGCCGCCGCCGCCGGGGCACGAUGUACGACAACAGGGUUUGGAUCCAGCGUUACGUGACUGGUUGCCCGCCUCCUUGCCCGCCUUCACCUCCUUGCUGGACUGCCUCCGCCGGCGCCACCAGCAGCGGCUGACGGAUCUUACCUCCGCCGCCGCCGCCGCUGAGGCGCAGAUCUGGUGGCCCUUCACUCAACACGCGGGACUGACCCAUGGGUCAGCCACCGUCAUCGACAGUCGCUGCGGCGAGGUCUGGACCACCCUACCUCCUCACUCUAACCCCUCCACCUCUCCACCCUCGUCACCCUCCACGUCAGCAGCGCUCGUCCCAUUGUACGACGCCAGUGGCAGCUGGUGGACCCAAGCGGUGACGUCAGAUCUCCAUCCGGAUCUCGCUCGCGCCGUGUCGUACGCCGCCGGUCGCUACCUGCACGUGCUCUUCCCUGAGGUGGCGCACACGCCGGCGCUGGCGGCUGCUUCGGCGCUGCUUGCGGGUCCGGGUGCGGGCUGGGCUGAGCGGGUGUUCUUCUCGGAUGACGGCAGCACCGCCAUUGAGGUGGCGCUCAAGAUGGCUUUCAGGAAGUUCCUGGCGGACAGGGGGGAGCUGGGGGCGGAGGCGGCAGCAGCCUCCGCCGGCACCGCCGCUGCUGCUGCUGCUACCGGCUCCACCUCCGGCAGCGCCAGCAGCAGCAGCAGCACCACCACCCGCGGCGGCGGUGGUGAGCUGCUGGUGUUGGGUCUGCGCGGCGGCUACCACGGGGACACGCUGGGCUCGCAGGACUGUGUGGCCGCCUCGCCGUUCAACGGGCCGCUGCAGUCGCCCUGGUACCGGGGGCGGGGGCUGUUUCUGGAGCCGCCAUACGUGGGCAUGAGGCGGGGUCGCUGGCAGCUGCUGGACCCGCCCGCCUGGCUGUCCGCGCACCACCCGGGGGGCCCACUGCCCUCCUGGGCCUCCCUGGAGGAGAUGCUGGAGGAGGAGGAGGAGGGGGAGGGCACCGGUAGCGGCAGCAGCAGUAACAACAGCAGCAGUUCGGCCUCUGCCGCGCUCGCUGCGGCUUACAGGUCGUACAUCUCAUGCGCCAUAGACGAGUUCGAGGCCUCCCUCGCGGCUGCUAGAAGUGCUGGCAGUGGUGCUGCUGGCAGUGCUGGUGCCCCCAGUGGCCGGCUGGCUGCGUGCAUCAUGGAGCCGCUGCUGCAGGGCGCGGGGGGCAUGCUGGCAGUGCACCCGGCCUUCCAGAGGGCGGUGGCGGAGGUGUGCCGCGCCCGCCGCCUGCCGCUCAUCCUGGACGAGGUGUUCACCGGUCUGUUGCGCACCGGCCUCCUCACCGCCGCCUCCGCCCUGCGCAUCACCCCCGACAUCGCCUGCUACGGCAAGCUGCUGACGGGCGGGGCGGCGCCCAUGGCGGUCACACUGGCGAGUGGGGAGGUGUUCCGGGCCUUCAGUGGACCCAGCAAGCUCUUCGCACUGCUUCACGGUCACUCCUACACCGCCUAUCCAAUUGGUUGCGCCGCCACCGCCGCCUCCCUCGAACUCCUAACCAACCCCGCAACCAACCCCAACCUCUGCACCCCUCCUUCAACUCCCAACCAACCUCCUAACCGCCGCCUUGGUGGUUGCUCUAAGAACCCUCCAUGCACCAAACCCUGCGGGCGGCUGUUACCCAUGUGGGACGAGCAGUUGGUUUCCUACCUGUCGUACCAUCCAUUAGUCAGCCGCGUCGUGGCGGUUGGUACGGUACUCGCCAUUGAGCUGGUUUGCAGUACGACAACUACCGGAGGGUACGGUUCAGUGGGUGCCGUACAAAUUGUACGACGGUUACGUGAUGACCACGGCAUCUACGCUCGGCCGCUGGGUAAUGUGGUUUACGUAAUGGUGCCGCCCACUGCGUCACCUGACACGGCGGCCUGGCUCGGGGGCAGUCUACGGGCUGUGUUGGAUGCGGCUGCGUCAGAGGCUGAGGCAGGGGCGGGGGCGGGAACGUCAGGCUGCGGGAAGGGGCCUGAGGAAUCGGUGGUGGUUUAGUAUACCGGUAAGCACGGGUAACGUAGCACGGGUACCGUAAUGAGGGACCAGGUAUUUGCGCUGCGGUGGUAGUGUGUGUUCUGUGAAGAUUGACAUGCAUGCUCCGAGUGCAUUAAUAUGGCGUUGCUAUUGAUGUUGGUGCAAACACAGGCGCCGUUUUGUGUUCUGGUAACGGCUUGAAGGGGGGGGGCAGGGGUGUUGCGUGGAAGGGCACAAGGGCGGUGAGGAUGCCUGUUUUGGGGGAGGGGGAGGAACCUAACGUACCCGGUAAGCCGUGUUUGUGUGGCAGUGAGUGUGGUAGCGGCAUACGCGUACACUGCAUGAAGGAAGUGAGAGAUGUGUGCACGAAACAGCAGGUGUGGUAGCGUGCCGGUAUCUGGCUGGAGGUGCAGCAGGGAAGAAGGGUAAGAGGUAAAGCAAUCAAACGGAUGCACAUGUCUGUGCAUUUGGAGCCAGUGGGGGCCGACUUCGGAAGGGUUCGUUGGUGGGAGGCAGUGGCGCCUAUGGGCUCCCGGUACAUCUUGCGGGGCCACAUGAGCAAAGAUACAUACGACAAAGAUGGGUGGCAGCGGAUGCAAAGUGAGG